AUGAAUAUGUGCACGUACAUAAUAAUAUUUAAAAAGGGCAAAUUUUAUGCGACAACAUCUGUUAGCAGUUCUGGAAACAGUCUUGAGGUUUCUGGUAGCAGUAAUGAGAUUUUUGGUAGCCACCCGAAGGUUUCAGGUAGCAGUCUUGUGAUUUCUGGUAGCAGUCUUGAGGUUUCUGGUACCUUAAGGUUUCAGGUAGCAGCUUUGUGGUUUCUGGUGGCAGUCUUGAGCUUGAGGUUUCUGGUGGCCGUCUUGUGGUUACUUGUGGCAGUCCUGGUGACAAUCCUGGUGGCAGUCCUAGUGGCAGUCCUGGCGGCAGUCCUGGUGGCAGUCCUGGUGGCAGUCCUGGUGGCAGUCCUAGUGGCAGUCCUGGCGGCAGUCCUGGUGGCAGUCCUGGUGGCAGUCCUGGUGGGAGUCCUGGUGGGAGUCCUGGUGGGAGUCCUGGUGGCAGUCCUGGUGGCAGUCCUGGUGGCAGUCCUGGUGGCAGUCCUGGUGGCAGUCCUGGUGGCAGUCCAGGUGGCAGUCCAGGUGCUUCUGAUACCGUGGUUUUUCUGCGUAUGGAAAAGUCCACUGAGUGAAAAACAUUGUGCAACAAAUAUUAAUCAAGUAUUACCUGCUUGUAAGAAUACAAGAAUAAAUAUUCAUGGAAAUAAUUCAUCCUGCUCCAUCGAACUUCAGGUUGGAUCACAUGACCAUGGUGCCUGGAGCUGUUUGAUAACCUAUGAUGUUGACUAUCAAACACAGAAAAUGUUCAUAGACCUUGAAGUAAGCCUGCCUCCAUCCGAGGUUAAUAUUUUUGAAAUGAGUUCUCAGCGAGUCAGCAAUAAAACUGAGAAAAAGUCAUUACACGUUGAAAAAGCUGAGGAGGAUAGUUUAGAAGAUUCACUGAUGGAUGAUCAGCUGAUUCAAGGGGAGCCAGGCCAGCUGAUUACUGUCACGUGUUCAGCUUUCAGAGCUUAUCCUCGGCCUGUGUACGCUUGGGAUCUUUAUUCAAACGGAGAAAACGAGAAACCUAGAGAUUUUGAAGUUGUAGAUCAACAGUUUGACAUUGUUGAAAACCAUUACUGGAUCAAUAGCAGCCAAGCAGUCAGAUUUAAAAUGAAAUCAGAUAUGAAUAACUCCUUGCUUAUCUGCUCUACAAGGCAGUAUGACAGGUUGAGCGGAGAUCUAGUUUUAGAAACUCAGAAAACUAUCAAAUUAAUGGUUUCAGCUCCGCCACCUCUUCCAUUCAAAACUUUGAGAGCGAGAACUCGGGGCGUUGUUCUUUUACUAUUUCUUCUUGUAUGUACAACAGGACUUUGUGUUUGUUUAUUGGGUCUUCCUUUAUGCUACUGUAGACGUUGGCAAAAAAGGAAAGACGAUGAUCCUUUCACUAACCAGAUUUCCCAAUCAUGUUCUUUAGAAAGCAUCUCCAAGCUUCCACAAAACAAUAAAGAAAUUUCAACGAUUCAAGAAAUAUAUAAAAACAAUAACCAAAUAACAACAAUUCAAGGAUUAAAACAAAAGAAUGAUGACAGAAAACCAGGGCAUCCAAGUGAUUCAAUGCAUUUACAGUUUGGUCCUAAUGGAUCGUCAUCACAGAGAAGUAUUCCAGAUCAGUUGAAUCGUAGAGAUCAUUCACACCCAACAUAUCCUAGAGAUCAUACAAAUCUCAAAGAUUAUUUAAAUCAUACAGAUUAUAUAGAUCAUAAAAACAGAUAUUCAGAUCUCAAACAUAAAACUCAUUCUGUGAUCAUUGAAACUAAACCUGAAUAUACCUUAGAUCAUGAUUAUCAGAACCAAGAACCAAUUGUAGAUGGAUCAACAAGGAUCAACGGUUCCAGUGAAUACAGAACCAGGAACCAGGGUUCAUUUUAUGAUAGAACCAGACACCAGAGUUCCAUAGAUAGAACUACAGACCACUGUUCCAUUGAUGAUAAUACAAGGAACUUAGGUUCCAUAAACGAUAGAACCAUAAAUCCUGACUUUACCGAUGAUAGAACCAGAAACCAGGGUUCUAUAGAUGACAGGACAAGGAACCAGGGUUCUUUUGAUGAUAGGACAAGGAACCAGAAUUUUAUAAAUAAUAGGACAAGGAACCAAGGUUCCAUUGAUGAUAUAACAAGGAAUCAGGGUUCCAUCGAUGUUAGGACAAUGAGCCAGGGUUCCAUUGAUGAUAGGACACGAAAUAAAGAUUCUACCGAUAAAACCACAGACCCUGAUUCUACUGAGAAUAAAGAUGAAUCUACACCUGUACACGUCUCACCUGACAAAAUGAUUUUAUCCAUCAACAAUCUGAGCAGAAAUAUUCCUGCUAAUAUCUCUGAAUCCUUAUCUGAAGAUUUGAAUGACUCAUCAACCCGAUUGUAUGUGUUUGGCUCUGAGGAGGAGAUGAGUAAGAUAUUUCCAAGUUCUCCGAUAGCUCUGAAGUAUACGGUGAACUCGGGGUACACAGGGGAUGCGGAUCAAUUGGAACCAAAGAAAAAACUAUCCUUAUUCUACUGUAACGAGGGUUGCUUUAGGCAAGAUUCACCGUGCACUCACAGUUUAGAAUCAGUUCCUGGUUCAAUCUUGUAAAUGAUAAACAUUGGUCUACUAUUCACUCAUUCUUAAAUAGUAGAGUUAGAAAUUUAAAUCAAACAAAGUUUUUGAAACCAUAUUCAUGGAUGAAACAAAUAAAAUAAAGGGUUGGAUUAAAAUUGUAUAGGAUAGAGUGGUCGGAAUUUUUAUCAAAACAUUGAUGACGAUUUUUUAUUCAAGUUUAAAUUGUUAACAAGCUUUUUUCGAAUUAAAAGUUAACAAUCAAGCAAAGCGGCAUAAAUUUAAACCGCCGCUCAAAUUCUUUAAAUUCGGCCAAUGGGAAAGGUUUAAAGUCCAAAUAAUUUAUUAAUCCACGUGAACAUGCGUUGAUCAGUUUUGUGGCAUUUACUUUUACAUUCUUUUAAUUGAAGAACUAAGGCUCCCAACGUAUCAAUUUACAUGGAAAUGAACUGAACACGUGCCAAAAACUCUAAUUUUCGAAUCCAUAAAUCUAUGCAACUGGAUAAUGUAACAUUUUAAUUAUUCAAACUAUAUAUUCUGCUUUAUCUUUUUGUGCUAAAUUGGGCUUAAAUGUCAUUUUGUUAUUUAAUCAAAAUGCAUUUUAAACAAAAUCAAAUCAUAUUUAAAACAUGACGUUAGUUAAAUAUGAAAAAAGUGUAAAAAGAACAAACAAAAAAUACAUCUGAAAACACGUAAGCAACGCCCGGACGAAAAAUGCGUGUUCGGAAGAAUUAAAGGUAUAUUGUGACGUUAUUUGUGGUGUGGACAAAAAAAAUGGUGUGGUGUGCCUUCCCCCGCUCAUUGUACACUGAUAGAAAAUAUCCUCUUUAUGUAAUAACGUACAGCAAUAUUCCAUGUUUAAGCUGAAUUUAGUGGAUUUGAUGAAGAAUAUGUAAAUCUAGUUUUAUCAAUUUAAUUUAUUUAUUGAAUAAAAAACUAAUAUGAAGUCA
Molecule: messenger RNA, 3470 nt
Organism: Eurytemora carolleeae
Lineage: Eukaryota; Metazoa; Arthropoda; Copepoda; Calanoida; Temoridae
Exons: 19
Coding region: 1-2556 (851 amino acids)
Source: RefSeq, a predicted model, not a curated record